Molecule: messenger RNA, 3906 nt
Organism: Acanthochromis polyacanthus (spiny chromis)
Lineage: Eukaryota; Metazoa; Chordata; Actinopteri; Pomacentridae
Gene: msantd2
Product: myb/SANT-like DNA-binding domain-containing protein 2
Exons: 4
Coding region: 45-1748 (567 amino acids)
Source: RefSeq, a predicted model, not a curated record
CUGACGUCACCCUCCCUCCCCCUCCCCUUAGCAACAGAGGCAACAUGGCGGCGUCCAGUAACGCGGAGCAUUCUCCAGAGAUAUCGACGCCGUUAAAGAUACCGAAAACCGAGGUGCCAUCCCCCGAGUCGGAGGAUUUGAGUGACAGUAAUCAAUACCACUCCAAUCCCUCGACCCCUAACCGCUUCUCGCCUUUGAACGUGGGCUCGGGGACCGCGGGCCGGACGGCGGCCUCAUCCUCCUCCAACAGCUUCACGGCUUGCCGAGGGAUGUCGUGGACGCCGUCCGAGACGAACGCCCUCAUCGCGGUCUGGGGCAACGAGAGGCUGACGGAGGCGAGGAUGCAACAGCUGGAGGUGGCCGGCACCGUGUUCUCCGGCAAGGCCCCCGGUCCUGCCAUGUACGAGCGGGUGUCCAGAGCCCUGUCCGAGCUGGGAUACGAGAGGACCCCGUCCCAGUGCCGGGAGAGGAUGAAGACGCUGCGGCGCUGCUACAGCCGUGUGAAGGAGCAUGGCAUCGGCAAGAGGAAGAGCAGCUACACUAUAGAGCAGCUGGAGAAGGUGUUCGGUCAGGGAGGCUGGGACUCCCAGAGCUGUGCGCCUGUGCUGAUUAACAGCAGUGGGCUGUAUCAGGAGAUGGAGUCUGAUGGCAGCACCCUGGAGGACUUCUCCCAAGAGGACUGGUGCAACCAGGUGCUGGACUCGGCAUUCCAGGAGGGAGACAUGGAGACGGGUAAGACGCGUGUCAGCAAACAGAGGACAGAUAAAGAAAUCCAGGUGCCUAAAAACAGAGCUCUACAGAUUCAAGCAGAGCUCUCAGAACAAACCCAAAAAAGGGACAUGAUGCAGACUGUGAUACGUAUUCUUGAGUCAGUGGAGCUGAAGUGGGAGCACUUCCAGACAUGGACUGAGUUCUCACGGCUGCACCUCUCCAACAAGCUGGCCAUCUUUGGAGUGGGCUACAAUACGCGCUGGCGUGAGGACGUGCGUUACCACUUCGCUGAAAUCAGCUCACAGGUGCCGCUGGGAAAGAGGCUCCGCGAGUACUUCAACCCGGAGAAACCCGAGGGCCGGAUUAUCAUGACCAAAGUUCAGAAGAUGAACUGGAAGAAUGUCUACUACAAGUUCCUGGACAUUACCAUCAGUGAGGCGCGCUGCCUGGAGCUGCACAUGGAGGUGGACUGGGUCCCUGUGUCCCAGUCCAGAGCGACAGGCUGCAGCAAAGGAGCUUCUCACUACCUCCUCCCUGGGGACAUCCCCAAGGCUUAUGGACUAUACGCUGUUGGCUACGAGGCGUUGUCCUCUAGCAACACGGCUCAGAUCUCUCCCCAGAGUGAUAGUGAAGAUAACAGCUUACCUCAGUGUGGUUCGGAAAACGGGGCUCAGAGUCAGUCUGAUGGAGAAGGAGUGGGACAGGGGGACAGGACUGGAGCGAAAAUCACUUACUGCUACUUGGGCAUAGCCGAGGACAGGACCAUACAGCAGUGUCUGUUCCAGCACUUUCAGGGUUCUGGCAAACACUACGUCCACGGUGAGCCCUCCAGCGUGACGCGUUUCCUGCAGGAGAACUGUCGCACUGCCCGAACAAGUCAGGACGGCGAGGGAGGUGAAGACUCGCCUCAGCGUUUCGCAAUCUACAUCAAAUUCAUUGAGGUGGAGCUGGACUUCCUCUCAGCCGGCUCCCUGGUGGAGUGUCUCGAAACUGCUGUCGGUUACUCCUUGAAAUACAACAACAAAGAGCCGCUGUAACUACCACUCAGUGGUUCAGAUUUGUACUGACUCAACGUAUAACUAACAAACGUUACCGCCAGCAAGGCGACAUGAAAGGUGGCCAGCUCAGCCUGUUGUAAAGCAUGGGUGUGUGCAAGAGUCUUUCUUAUUUUUCAAGCUGCAGCUAAUAAUUUUUUUCGCUAUCUUGUCUGCCAUUGUAUUCCCGAUGAAUUGGUUUUGACCAUAGAAUGUCAGACACUAGUGAAGGAUGCCAGCUGUAAUUUUCCGCAGCCCAAAAGGAUGCGUUCAGAUCACUUGUUUUAUUCAAGAAGCAGCCUAAAAGGCAAACAUCUUCCAUUUCCAUUCAGCUUUGGCAGACCCAGCGAAUAAUCUCGUUUGAAAAACAACAAAAUGUUUGGAUUUUUGUUAAAAAAUUAUUUAUAAGGUGUGUCAGUUAUCAGAAUAUAUGCUGAUUAUUUUGUCUGUUGAUCAAUCAGAUUUAGCAGCUGAUGUUUCUUUCGACUCUUAUGUAAACGAACGAAGAUGCACAAUAUUGCAAAUAUGUUGCGUGCAAAAGGGGGAUCUGUAGCUUACGCAUUACAGAGCUUCACCAUCCAAGAAGUAUGUACUCGUUAUUUUAGGCUGAUGUGCACUACAAUGUUUUGCUGCUUGUUUAGUGUAGAUAAAAAUUGCCUCAUCAGGGAGUGUAGAGUUGGCAGGGUGACCACUGCAGUAUGCAUUCGUCUACCUCUGUAGGAUGUAGCAAACAAGGCAGCGAGGGGACCAUAGCGUGUAUUUAUUCUGAAGCUGCCUUUACUUUGACUGUUGAGGUCUGGACCUUAAUUUUACAAGGCGUCUAAGAGUAUCGGCUGAUUUAUGCCUUAUGUUUUGCACCUGUUACCGGGGUUGUUGCUAGGGAUGCUUCCGUACAAAGUACAGACAAGAAGCAAAGAGUCAGUAUUAACUGGUACAAUGCAGACAGCAUUGGGCAGUGUGUGCUCUGUGACUGGAUGCUGGAAACAUUUCACACAACUUAGAGUGGCUGAAUCUACAUGGAAAUGAUGAAGUGAAGGUUUAUUUCAGCAUUUCCACUAGGGAGGUCAUGAUACUAUAAAUUUGGUAGUUACAAAUAUCACUAAAUAAUAAAUCGAUGUCUUUCAGCAAGACGAUUAUUGAGCACCUGUGGUACUUGUGACAUCUACAGUACUGUAGGGAAAAAAAUACCAACAUGUUUUCAGAGUUUUGGCAUCAAAAGUGAUUCUCAUGGCAUCCCUUGUCUCUACCAUUUGCUGACCAUGUUUCCCAUCCAGAUGAAGAAACGCCACCACCAAACGGAGCACGCUUUUUAAGCUGUGUGCGUGUCGCUCUCCUGCUGACCUUUGCUUUGUCUCUUCUAGCUCUAAUGCACAUUGAAAUGCUCGACUAGGUUGGCGGCGUUCAGUUUAGCACGCACACGUGCAAAAUCUGUCAUUCACAGCACUGAGUUUUGUCUUUGCUCGACAUUCCGAAAUACUGCCAGGUUGCUAUGAUUUUUGUCCUUGUGUGUGUUUUUAUGCCACGGUAUCAGCCAAAAUGAGAAUUCAUUGACAUUACGGCGGAGCGUAACCGUCGGUUAGCCGGUAUGAAUGAGUGGCCAGUACUCUGGAGCAUCUCUAGCUGCAGCUGUGGGCUUGUGGGUAUAGGGUGACUGGACUGACUGCAUUGAGUUACCAGCGCCUCCCACAUUACUGGUAUUGCAAAUGCAGAGAACACUACAUCUUGCCUGUGUUUGUGAUAAUCUGUUUGCUUACAGGUAUAAACCAGAGCACUGAUCUACAGCUGCAGAGGUUAACUCAUCCUCGACCAAUCAUCAAACUUUAUGAACACGAUUCUUGAGGUUAUGUGCAAUGUGCCAGGAAAGGACUGUGUAGAAAAGAAACAACGAGCAAGUCCAUAUUGAAUCUAUGUAUAUGAAAUCUAUCUUCUAUAUCUAUAAUAUAUAUAUUUAAGAAUAUCAAUGUUCUUGAGCAUUCCGGCUUUUGCAAACUUGCAAUGUUCAUUUGUUUGGGUAUACAGUAUAUAAAGAUAAAUAUAAUAUUUUCUAUUUUAUUGGUUGACACCAUGUCUUGUAUGUGAUUGUUUCAAAGUCACCGUCUUGUAUGUUUACAUGUUUGACAAACAAUAAAUGGGGCACUCACUGUCAUUUGCCGCACAGUGA